Prunus persica (peach) is the source of this 678-nucleotide messenger RNA. RefSeq lists its product as uncharacterized. Lineage: Eukaryota; Viridiplantae; Streptophyta; Magnoliopsida; Rosales; Rosaceae. The transcript has 7 exons. The record is from RefSeq and is a predicted model, not a curated record. Bases 138 to 425 code for a protein of 95 amino acids.
UCUUACCUGCUCACUCAACCCCCAUUCUCUCUCUCUCUCUCUCUCUCUCUCUCUCUCAUUGGGUUCCUUUUCGCAUCGCAACUUGUCCUUAUUUCUGUUGCAUCUCUCACUUUGCUCUUCCACAAGGAGAGCCAAAGAUGGCGGAUUGCAACAGAGGAGAAGACUAUUUCUCUGCCCAAGACCAUGAGGCGUCAACAGUUGUCCAGAAAUAUGGAGGACUUGCGCCAAAGAAGAAGCCUUUAAUUUCGAAGGAUCAUGAACGUGCCUUCUUUGAUUCAGCAGAUUGGGCACUAUGCAAGCAAGGUGCAGGGGUGAAUCCAAAAUCAACAGCAGCCGUGGAGACCUUACGGCCAAAACUGCAGAGAACGCCACACCAGCAGCUCCCUCCAAGGAGACCUGCCUGUACAUCUGAUCAUGAUAUAUAGCCCCAGGAGCAUACAGAUUCAUUUGUUGUGUUCAGAGGCAUUGAGGGCUCAAAGUAGUUUGUUGUGUUCAGAGGAUUCAUGUUCAUGGCAAAGUUAUAAUAUAAGCAUUAGAAUUGGCUGAUCAGUGUAAUAAUUUUCAAUUAGCUUUUAAUAAGAAUAGUGUUCCUCUCAAACAUCCAUAACCAAAAGUAAAUAUGAACUUAUGCAGAUGUUGGUGGGAAACCAUGAAUGCUUCAAGGGCAUUUUCUACAAA